This is a messenger RNA of Paralichthys olivaceus (Japanese flounder), 881 nucleotides long. The record is from RefSeq and is a predicted model, not a curated record. Lineage: Eukaryota; Metazoa; Chordata; Actinopteri; Pleuronectiformes; Paralichthyidae.
GGAUGGAUGUUCUAACUAGGAGAUAAGACACAUGUCUAAGCAGCAGUUUCCCUCAGGUGGAUGGUAUGAUGGAGAGCUGGGUGCUCAGGUUAGCCACAGCCCUGAAGACCAAUCUGAGAGAUGUCAACGUGGUGAUCACUGACUGGCUGUCCCUGGCUCACCAGCACUACCCCACUGCAGCUCAGAGCACCCGCACUGUGGGGAAGGACAUAGCUCAUCUGCUGCACUCACUUCAGGAACAGUACCAGUACCCACUGAGAAAAGCUCAUUUGAUUGGCUACAGUCUUGGCGCUCACAUCUCUGGAUUUGCAGGAAGUUAUCUGGAAGGUCCGGACAAGAUUGGAAGAAUCACUGGUCUGGAUCCAGCAGGGCCACUGUUUGAAGGCAUGUCUCCCUCAGACAGACUCUCCCCAGAUGACGCUGAAUUUGUGGACGCCAUCCACACCUUCACCCAGGAACGGAUGGGCCUCAGUGUGGGCAUCAAACAAGCAGUGGCUCAUUAUGACUUUUACCCUAACGGAGGAGACUUCCAACCAGGAUGUGACCUGCAAAACAUUUACGAGCACAUAACCCAGUACGGGCUUAUGGGUUUCGAGCAGACAGUGAAAUGUGCUCAUGAACGCUCCGUCCAUCUAUUCAUUGACUCCCUGCAGAACAAAGACAAGCAGAGCACGGCCUACAGCUGCACCGAUAAGAGCGCUUUCGACCACGGUGCGUGUCUGGACUGUCGGAAGAAUCGCUGCAACACACUGGGCUACGGUAUCAAGAAGGUUCCCAGCACAAGACACAAGAGGCUCUUCCUGAAAACACGUCCUCGGAUGCCUUACAAACGUAUGUGGAUGUUCCUCAUGAUUUCAACCAAAUAGCCCCAAAGUACAUUU